ACAUACUUGAUAGUGUCAACUCGAUAAAAACCUUAUCAGGGCUGUACUUUUUUACUCCGAGGUAUCGUUCAAUCUGUCGUGAGGCAAACUUUAUCUGGAAUAAUACAAUAAAUAAGCAUUCCAUCAAACUCCUUGAAAAGCCCGGCAGUUCAUGAGGCAAGAACCAAAGAUGCUUCAAAAUGUUUGCCCGUAAAUGUAAAAGGAUUUGUGGCCUGAAAAAGCUGGUUCUGCUAACAUUGGCGUGCUGUUUUGCAUUGUAUGCCAGAUCAGUAUGGCUUCGGGCUCGAAGGCUUGAAGAAACACAAAUAAUCAUUCGAACAACCACAGCUAAGCCUUUCUUUGUUGAUGUAUCAGCCUAUCCAAAUGUCUCCGAGGGAAUAUGUGGCCCUGAAUGUGGCGCCAACCAGAUCUCCUUCUAUGUAAAGACUGGGGUAGAAAAGGAUGAACCCCCAAUCAUAUGUGUACAUCGCAGCAUAGUGAUGCAUAGCCAGAAGAACAAUGUUGGAAGAGGAAUGAACGUGGUUGUGAUUAAUAAUAACACACUGAAGGUUGAAGCUGUGAAAUCAUAUGACACAUAUCAGGAUGAUUAUCAGUUUCUGAGAGACCUUAUGACUGGUAUCAAAGAAGGCCAUGCGAUCAUCAUGGCCAGUUUCGAUGAAAUUACUCAGAGUCUCAGUGAGGAAGCCCGCAGAUGGAUGAAAUUGUUCGGAGCAAAACAGGUGGACAGCAUCGGUUACAGAGACUCGUACAUGCUGAUUGGUCAGAAAGGACUUGUCUCUGGGGAUGUGUUGGAAUUUCGUGUACCAAAGAAACAGAAGAAUUUUGCAGACCACCUUGAGAAGAUGGGAUGCCUGUCCCUACCACUGGGGGAGAUCAAGGCAGUGGAGAGUGUAUUGCCCAAAGUGAUGAUUAAAACAGAUAUGAAGUUUGGUGCUGAUAUGCCCAACUGCGGGCUGUCUGCUGGUUGCCAUGACCACAGCUUCCCCGUGAUGGUGAGCACUGGGGUCAAGAGUGACAACCUCCCAGAGAUAUGUGUCAGCGGAAAAAUUGUGAUGGCAAAGGAUGUCAACAAUGCAGGCCGCGGAAUGAAUGUUGUCAUUGUUGACCAUAAGACUGGCCAACCAAAGUCUAUAAACAGAUAUGAUACUUAUGAGAAAGACAGCAUACACAUGGAGAUCCUUCUUGAAACAUUGAUUGACAUGGACAUUGUCAUUAUGUCAGUCCACGACGACGGCUCACGAAAGCUAACCCUUCACACCAUGGAGAUGCUGAAUGGUCUAGGGAGCAGCCUCAUUCAGAAUCUCAAGUUUAGGGACGUGUGGUACUUUGUGGGUCAGAAGGGGCUCAAGGGCUUCUCUACACUUGAGAAGAUCAGCUAUGCAGGGAUGGAUGGGGAAUGGCCCACUCCGCUCAAGGAUUCAUUCUGUGUCUCUAGCAAAGUGCAAUCCACAAACUACAUUCCGGACCCAGUUGCGCGAAGAAAUGAUGUGAAGAGAGAGUUCUGCAAGAAAUACGAUGGCUAUGGAGACUUCUGCUCUGUGGAACAUGUUGAUGAUCCAUUGCUGACCCCAGCCAAGCUGGUGGACGAUAAACUGGCUCAGAAUGCUGUCUACUCAUCCCCUAUCAUCGUUAUACCAGGUUUCAACCACAAUGCGCUGGUCCAGACCCUGGAGACAGUUAUCAUGCAGCCUGGUGUCAGCCGUGACCAUGUGCUGGUGGCUUAUGAUGAGAAGUUUCCGGAACACGGGGAACUCGCCGCCAUGUUUGGCUUCAGGAAUGUCUCGGUGUCAGAUGCCACAGAAUUCUCGGUUCAAGUUAUAAAAGCUUUGGAGAAGGGCGCAGAAAUGUUCCCAAACGCAAAGUAUAUGAUAGUGCUGGAUGAGGAACUGAUGCUGUCCCCAGACUUUCUCAGCUUUCUGGCACAAUGUACACAUGUAUUAGACAAGGAUGACUCGUUAAUAGGGGUCUCUGCAUUUAACUUCAAUGGCUUAGAUGGUAUGCAGACCAACAAGUCCCUGAUGUAUAAGGUGGAGGAUUUCCCAGGCCUUGGCUUUAUGAUCAAAAUGGAGUUCUUCAAAAUAAGAAUGAAACACAAGUUGAAAAACUGCUGCAAUGCAAGGAGCUGGGAAGGCUGGUCCAUGCAGUGCGAGGCUGCCCGCCCAUGUCACAUGCUCGUUCCAGACAUGUCCCGUGUGUUCAGGCAGGUGUACGAGGGCAUGACCCCAGAUGACAGAUAUCUUACCAGUCUGUUCAACACACCCAGGGAAACCAGCCUUGACUCUAAGGUAUCAGUACGUGGUCUGGAGGAGCUGACAGCAGCCCAUUACGAUGCCCACUUGAAAGGGUUGCUAUCUGGUGGGACUGUCCUCAAACCAGAACAACUGCAUACAUGUUCAAGUAACAUCUCUCUUGCGAAAGAUAGCAGGUAAAUAAGGAGCAUGUUUUU
This is a messenger RNA of Dreissena polymorpha, 2446 nucleotides long. Its product is annotated as protein O-linked-mannose beta-1,2-N-acetylglucosaminyltransferase 1-like. Gene Ontology annotation, biological process: protein O-linked glycosylation via N-acetylgalactosamine. Gene Ontology annotation, cellular component: Golgi membrane. The record is from RefSeq and is a predicted model, not a curated record. NCBI's taxonomy places the organism in Eukaryota, Metazoa, Mollusca, Bivalvia, Myida, Dreissenidae. The coding region runs from base 180 to 2429 and encodes 749 amino acids. Gene Ontology annotation, molecular function: beta-1,3-galactosyl-O-glycosyl-glycoprotein beta-1,3-N-acetylglucosaminyltransferase activity. The transcript is spliced from 25 exons.